Molecule: messenger RNA, 1353 nt
Organism: Guyanagaster necrorhizus
Lineage: Eukaryota; Fungi; Basidiomycota; Agaricomycetes; Agaricales; Physalacriaceae
Product: isocitrate dehydrogenase NADP-dependent
Exons: 7
Coding region: 9-1256 (415 amino acids)
Biological process (GO): NADP+ metabolic process; isocitrate metabolic process
Cellular component (GO): mitochondrion
Molecular function (GO): magnesium ion binding; isocitrate dehydrogenase (NADP+) activity; NAD binding
Source: RefSeq, a predicted model, not a curated record
CCAGCAACAUGAGCACCAAAAUCAUCGUUAAAGGCCCCGUCGUCGAGCUCGAUGGCGACGAGAUGACCAGGAUCAUCUGGAAAAAAAUCAAGGAGGAGCUCAUUUUGCCUUACCUCGAACUCGACAUCAAGUAUUUUGACCUUGGCCUCGAGAACCGUGAUGCUACCAACGACCAAGUGACCAUCGACUCUGCCAAUGCCAUCCUCGAGCACAAAGUCGGCAUCAAAUGCGCCACGAUUACGCCGGACGAAGCUCGUGUCGAAGAGUUCAAGUUGAAGGAAAUGUGGAAAAGUCCAAACGGCACGAUUCGGAACAUUCUGGGGGGGACAGUGUUCCGUGAGCCAAUCAUUCUUCAGAAAAUACCAAAGCCAAUCCCUGGCUGGGUCAAGCCAAUUGUCAUUGGUCGUCAUGCGUUCGGUGACCAGUACCGAGCAACAGACUUUGUCGCUCCUGGUCCCGGAAAGUUGCAGCUUGUGUAUACGCCAACUGAUGGCUCCCAGCCGACCACGCUGAAUGUCUACGACUUCAAGGGCCCCGGUGUGGCCAUGAGCAUGUACAACACGGAUGAGUCCAUCGCAGGUUUCGCUCAUUCCUCCUUCAAGAUGGCUUUGGCCAAGAAAAUGCCUUUGUUCAUGUCAACAAAGAAUACUAUCCUCAAGAAGUAUGAUGGACGAUUCAAGGACAUCUUCCAAGAGAUCUACGAUGCCCAAUAUAAAGCGCUCUUCCAGGAGGCCGGAAUUUACUAUGAACACAGACUCAUCGAUGAUAUGGUUGCGCAAGCAAUCAAGUCUUCAGGCGGAUUCGUCUGGGCCACUAAAAACUACGAUGGUGAUGUACAGAGUGACAUUCUCGCACAAGGCUUCGGCAGUCUGGGUAUGAUGACCAGUGAACUUAUCACACCCGACGGCCAGAUCAUCGAAAGUGAAGCUGCUCAUGGAACAGUCACACGGCACUACCGGGAACACCAGAAGGGCAACGAGACCUCAACAAACCCUGUCGCGUCCAUCUUUGCUUGGACCCGGGGUUUGAUCCACCGGGCCAAGCUCGAUAACAACCCUGCUCUGCGUGAUUUCUGUCUCGAUGUCGAGAGUGCCUGUAUCGAGGUCAUUGACAAGGAUGGUGUUAUGACCAAAGAUCUCGCGUUGUCCCUGUAUGGUUCUAACAUGAAACGAGAACACUGGGUCGUCACUACCGCCUACAUGGACGCUGUUAUCACUAAACUCAACGACAAGAUAGCGAAGCGGGCUGCAUUGUAAACACAUCUAGUUUUGGAUCAGAUCUCAGUCUAUACCUCCGUAGAGUUAACACAGCUAACCUUGUACAUACUAAUGCAAAUCCUAACAAUGGGACGUC